AGAAUUCAUGCCUUAAUAAUCUUAGUUGACUGUUAACCAUGUUAAUCUCAAUUCAAAUUGUGUAAAAAAGCUAAGAAUUUGUUAGCCUCUUUAUUGGUAAUUAAAUAAUAUAAAUUUGAAAAAUUAUCAGUUUCAAAACGCACAUUUUUUACAUACAAGAGGCGAAAAUUCCGUUUCAUAGACAUGCAUAUUUAGGAGAACUUCAUACACCGGAUUUAUGUGGUUGAACUGUCAAUGCAAUUUUAUCAAACAUUUGUUACGUUAUCACCAUCCGCCAUCGUGUCCUAUCUGGUUAUGUAUUUUAAACUGUGCAAACGCGUCGAACCCGAGACGAGUAGAGGUUAUUCCACCAGCUUCCUGUAGAGUACAGGUAGUUUAACUUUCAACGACGACAUGUCCGGAUCGGCUAACCGUUGGACGACGGCGGUGGAGGUGUGGACGGUUUUGCUGGCGGCGCUCGCGUUCGCGGUGUACAAGUACUGCACUUACCGGUACGACUAUUGGAAAAAACGAGGCGUACCGCAUACCCGGCCGACACCGCUUCUGGGACACUUUUCCGGUCCCGUGCUCCGGCGUGCACCGCUGGCUUAUGUCGUCGACGACCUGUACCGGAAGUUCGCCGGUCACCCGUGCUUCGGUAUAUACCAGGCCCGGUGUCCGAUGCUGGUGGUGGCCGACACGCGACUGAUCAACGCGGUCAUGUGCAAGGACUUCGGGUCGUUUCACGACCGGCUGCCCAGCGACGUGUCGUUCAAGACCGACCCGCUGUUCAAAAACCUGUUGAACCUACGGGGCGCCCAAUGGAAAGCGGUCAGGUCCAAGCUGACCGCGAUUUUUUCCACCGCCAAGCUCAAGAACAUGUACGCCGACAUGGGCGUCUGCAUAGACGGGCUCGUCGACAAACUCCAACGACUGACGCCGGACGGCCAAGCCGUGAUCAACGUCAACGAGGUGGCGGCCAACUUUACCGUGGAUACCAUUGGCCGGUGCGCUUUUGGACUCGACUUCGGCGCUCUGUCCAAUCCGGAUUCGGAAUUUCGCCGUAUCGGCCGCAUCUCUUUGGAGAACAGCUCGAGAAAAACCAUACUGGAACUCAUCCGGCUGGCCGACUUGGGCUGGUUAAUCGACCUGUUCAGGUUGCGUGCCUUGCCGCCGGAAGUGUUCGACUUCUUCAUCAAUCGAUUCCGGGAACUAAUGGAAUUCCGCGAAAGCGACAAGGACGAGCGCAACGACUUCAUUUCGCUGUUGAUAAAACUCAGAAACGAAGAAAGAGCCAGCACUUCCGGCGAAGACGUCGUGUUCACGGACGAAGUGUUGGCGUCGAACGCUUUCGUUUUUUUCCUCGCCGGAUUCGAAACCACUUCGACCACGAUCGGCUACUGUUUGUACGAGUUGGCUCUGAACCCGGACGUGCAGACCCGGCUGAGGGAAGAGCUCCAACGGACGGCCGAGGCCAAUGACGGGAAAUUUCCGUACGAUUCGUUGAAGGCCAUGACCUAUUUGGAUCAAGUAUUAAACGAGUCCUUGCGAGUGCAUCCGACGGUGCCCGCGGUCGCUCGGACGUGCAACAAGACCUACACAGUGCCCGGCACCGACAUUACCAUAGACCCGGGGGUCAAGGUGUUGAUACCCAUUUAUUCUCUACACCACGACAGCAAGUACUACGAAAAUCCCGACCAAUUCGAUCCAGAACGGUUUGCCGAAGAUAAGAGAGCGUCGAGGCCGCCCGGAUGUUUCUUGCCGUUCGGAGACGGCCCCCGAAUUUGCAUAGGUAUGCGGUUCGGUCUGAUGGAAGCUAAAGCGGGACUGGCGGAGAUACUGUCGAAAUUCGAAGUGCAUCCCUGUGAACGCACUCCCAAGACUGUAGAACUAUUACCAGGGUCUAUACUUCUAACGCCAAAGAAUCCAAUUUUCUUAUCGUUUAAAAGAGUACAAACAAAGUAACAACGUGUUGAAUCAUCGUUGGAACAACUGAAUGUGCCAGCUACUGGAAUAUAUAUUAUAACUCAUAAACCGAAAUCUAUAGUAAAUAAUAAUAACUAGUUUAAUAUACAUUUUUUUAAACACUU
Adelges cooleyi (spruce gall adelgid) is the source of this 2069-nucleotide messenger RNA. RefSeq names its product probable cytochrome P450 6a14. NCBI's taxonomy places the organism in Eukaryota, Metazoa, Arthropoda, Insecta, Hemiptera, Adelgidae. The transcript has 7 exons. Bases 394 to 1944 code for a protein of 516 amino acids. Gene Ontology annotation, molecular function: heme binding; iron ion binding; monooxygenase activity. The record is from RefSeq and is a predicted model, not a curated record.